Quercus lobata is the source of this 2238-nucleotide messenger RNA. RefSeq names its product NAC domain containing protein 50-like. The record is from RefSeq and is a predicted model, not a curated record. Gene Ontology annotation, biological process: regulation of DNA-templated transcription. The transcript is spliced from 7 exons. The coding region runs from base 220 to 1947 and encodes 575 amino acids. NCBI's taxonomy places the organism in Eukaryota, Viridiplantae, Streptophyta, Magnoliopsida, Fagales, Fagaceae. Gene Ontology annotation, molecular function: DNA binding.
UUGACAAUAGCCUUGACUUAUCAUGAGUAGUAUAAAGACAAGAAGACCAAGGCAAACUGCCUUCUCACAACUGCUCUUGUUUUCUGUAAUGGAUUUCAAGAGCUCAUCCAAUUCCUAAUAUCUUUCUUUCUUAGAUAGUUUUUCAGUAAAACAUUUUCCGGGUUUCUCAGUAAAACUUUUUCAGGGCAUCUCAAUAAAAAAGCUUCCUGUGACUGAGAGAUGGUAGUAUUGAGUUUUGAUUUGCCACCUGGGUUCAGAUUUAGUCCUAAGGACAAGGAGCUCAUCGAACUCUACCUGAAGCCAAAGAUCACCGGCAAUGAUAAAGACAUUUGGUUUAUACCCGAAAUUGAGUUCUAUGAAGAUGAGCCAUGGGAUUUACCAAUUAAAACUGGGAUUGCUUCGGAGGACCAAGAGUGGUUCUUCUUCACUGUACUGAGCCUGAAGCAUCAGAACGAUAAUCCAAAAAAGAGAAAAAGGGGUCAGAAACAGGAACUGGUGAACAGGCAAACUAAGGCUGGGUUCUGGAAAUCAACUGGUAAAGAUCGGGAAAUCGAGUCUGGAGGGAUCGUGGUUGGAGUGAAGAAAUCUCUGGUCUUCCAUAGAGGGAGUACUAAGGGAAAAGGGAAGGGAAUAGGGACUAGUUGGGUAAUGCAUGAGUACAGCACAACCCAGAAGGAGUUUGAUGGAAAACACCCCGGCCAGAAGCCCUUUGUACUUUGUCGUUUAUUCAAUAAUGAAGAAAAGAGUAACAAAGGUGGACCUGCAAAGUCUAAGCCAGCACUGUCUCCUGUAUCUCCAGUAUUGGAAGUGCAAGCUGAAAUUUCUGAUCAAAUGAUGUCUGAUGUUACAGAACUUGUUCAGUGUAACAAUGACAACAAACAUCAUAAAGCAUAUGUUGCGGAUGAUCAAGCGGAAGGGGUUGAUUUAAGUGAGGAGGACAUGGAACUUCUCAUGGGUGCAUUCUAUGUCCCUUCAGAGGACUCUCCAUCCAGUUUACCCCUCACCACUGCUGAUGUUUCAACUCCAAUCACUGUCAAAUCUUCUCAUAACGAAAUACAAUCUGAACCAACAUUGGCUCCAGCAUCUCAAGAAUUGCCUGAGCAAGCUGAAUACCAUCCAAUUACUUGCAUAACAAGAUUUGACAAUGCAGCACCACUUGCAUGUAACGAUGAUUAUAAUGCAUAUGCUGCAGAAAAUCAAGUGGCAGAAGUAAAUACUGCAGAAGUUGACCUCGAUCUGGAUAUGGACAAAGCCUUCGAAAGGUUCUUUAUCCCUCCACCAGGGUCAGUAGAUUGCAACCUCUUCUCCCCAUCAACUUCAACCCCUGUUACUGCUGUUUCAAUGUCUCCAGACUUUGGCAGUGAAGCUGACAAUUAUCGCCCAAGUUUUCGACGUCUUCCUAAAGAAAAUUCUGAUGGAAUAACAACUGACACUAUAGUGCCCAUUGAGAACAAUGGUAAUAACACUUACAUUGCAAAUAAUCAAGUGGCAGAUGUGACAUCUGAUGAGGUGGAGGCAGGCUCGAAUGUGUUCCCUGACACACCUCAGCCACUAGGUUGCGACAUGUUAUCCCCAUUACACUCACACAUGCAAGCAGAGUUAGGUUCUUCUUGCAUGUCUUACCCUUUUACCAAUGACUUAAACAGUGGUUAUUGGAGGGUGCAUCACCAAUCUGGCAUGAAUGUGCCAGCUCCCAAUUUCUCCGAGUCCGGGGAUUUAACUCUUAUUAAUCCAGAUGAGUUCUUUCGUAAAAUGUCUAGCAGUCAAACUAAUCUUGCUUUUGAUGAUGGGACCCUGAAAAACAUGGUCUCUGAUAAGGACAAUGGAUCAUGCAGUGGGUCAGAUGCCAAUCUGCUGUUCACGCUUGAGGAUCCAGAAUUGGUGUCGCUUGAUGAGAUCUUGAAUCCAGAGGUUUCAUCGGGGUUGUUAAAUCAGGAUCAUACUUAGGAUCUCUGGGAGGGUCUGCGGAUCAGAUCGUAGGAUCUGAUUGAAGAUACCCUUACUAAUAUUAGUAAGGGUAAAAAUUAAAACAAUUAUUAGUAUAUUCCAACCAUCUUUCCCUCUACUUUACUCUCCUCCCUUUCCAUUUCCCUCUGUUCCAAAUAUAGUGUUAUUGUCUUUUACAAAUCACAGACCCAUGGUAUUUUACAUUCAAAAGCCUAUAUCCUCCUUCAACAACUCAAAUAGACUACCACCCCCAUUUCCCUCUACAGUCCUCUGCCCCACCUCACAACCCCC